CGUGAUUUCUUCAGUCGCGGAAUUGAGGUGCAGCGGCCGCUUGUUUUCAAAUACAACAUCGUCAACAACAUAAAUUUGCAAUCAUUUGCAAAGUAUCUUAAGACAGACUAGUAUACGUCAAUCAGGAAUAUCCAAAAUGCCCCCUGCUCUUAGUGAUGAGGAAUCAUCCGAUGUCGGAGAAUUCACUACACCUCGCGCGAGCAGCCGCAAGUCUACCUCGGCUACUGCAGUAGAUCAGCUCGACGACAUGAAACCAGAAGAGGCAUUUGACCAGGAGGACGGUGAUGAAGACGAAGAUCUGGAUGAGGAUGAAGAGUCUGCUCAGGAAAUCCUCGACGCCUACUUCGAAAAGUUCGGUGGCCGCGAGAAACUCUUUGAAGCGACUGAAACAGCAUCAAAAACGAAGAAGCGCCGCCGUGCCACCACCAAUGGCACCCCCAGCACAACCUCUACUACCAAGCGAUCACGACGCGAGCACCCGGCCAACUCUGCAACUCCGGCGACAGCGAAGAAUUGGAGCCCCCCAGCAGGGUCGUGGGAGGAGGAAAUUGAGACAAUCGAUGCAUGCGAGGAUGAAGGCAGUGGCAAGUUGAUCGUUUAUCUGAUUUGGAAGAACGGCCGCAAGACCAAGCACGACACCGACGUCAUCUACAAGAAAUGCCCACAAAAGAUGCUCCGCUUCUACGAGCGACAUGUCAAGAUCAUUAGAGAUGAGAACAAGGCUCUUGUCGACGGGACAGAGAACUAG
Molecule: messenger RNA, 748 nt
Organism: Fusarium oxysporum Fo47
Lineage: Eukaryota; Fungi; Ascomycota; Sordariomycetes; Hypocreales; Nectriaceae
Exons: 4
Coding region: 137-748 (203 amino acids)
Cellular component (GO): nucleus
Source: RefSeq, a predicted model, not a curated record